This is a messenger RNA of Linnemannia hyalina, 2748 nucleotides long. NCBI's taxonomy places the organism in Eukaryota, Fungi, Mortierellomycota, Mortierellomycetes, Mortierellales, Mortierellaceae. The record is from the annotation of a GenBank genome assembly.
AUGCCGCUUUUGAAACGAAAGGCGAUCAAGCCAGUGCCGACUCCCAAUGUCAAUGACUUUGAGGAAAACACUCCAGUGUACAUGAUGCGGUUCACCAACGAGAUCUUUACAACCUACGAGGACUACAUCAAUCGAUACUUCUUCUACAAACAAAAGAACUGGCAGUGCGAGACAACAGGAAAGUCAGGAUUGACCUUCGAAGAGGCACUCGAGUCUGAGCACAAGGAAAAGUCUAUGGUCGCCAACAACUUUCCUGCCCAGCUUCGAAAGCCAUUGCUGGAGUUUGUUCAAUUCCAAACUGCCAGGAUCGAUGCAGUCGUAGAUGACGCUUUUGCAAAGUUCAAGAACGUGUACUUUUUGAACGAACUUGUCACUGUGACUUGGGAUGGAACAAGUUACAGCGCUGUGAUCCGGAAGGUUUUGCCAGAGGACGAGUGGACGACUGUUAAGAAUGGCGCUUCCGAACCUGAAGAACUAGGACAGUACCUCGUCAGAGUUGUGGACAAGCGCGGUCGAGGCAUCGAGGAUAUGGAACGCGUUGUUGAUUGCUCCCUGCUGAGUCGCGAGCGUCUUGCAUUCAACAAGAACAUCAUCCGCAAGUACGUCCGAGAGUGUUCGGCAAAGGAGAACUAUAUCGGAGCACCCUGGAUGGUUAAGACAUCGUUGGCCAAAAAGUACGGAAUCGAAACGAAACUUCCAGCAGACCUUCAGGCGGCAAGAGAGUCAGCAUUCGCGAAGCUGAAGAAGCGAAAGGGAGGUGUCGAUCCAGCACCAGCACUUGCAGCCGCUAAGAAGGCCAAAAAGGAGGCGGCAGAGAGACCCACCAAAGAAGUUCUUGCCGAGGUAUCAUUGCCUGUGGAAGUGAAACCAGUGAUCAAGUACCCGAUCGAGGACCUGGAAUUGGACGCUGGAAGCAUUAAGCAGGACGAGGAUAGACUUUUGGCGCGCCCAUUACCAGUCAAGGAUCGCUCCGUGCCUCAAGAUUCCUUUGAGGCCCUCGUCAUGUCUUGGCAGUUUAUGAACUCGUUCAGUACUCCAUUGAAGCUCUCGCCUUUUGGGAUGAAUGAUUUUGAAGACUCUUUGGCUCACACAGAUAUUGAGCAUCCUAGUGUCAUGGUUGCUGAGUAUCACUCUACGCUCAUGAACGCCAUUAUUCAGGAUCGACUCAAAGGAAUCGCUAGGCCCAUUUUGGCUGUUCCUGGAAGUGCUGUCCCCAGCCCUUCGCAUCCACGCGAAGAACGAGAGCACAGCGUGAUGACGGAUGACGACGACAGUAUCGCUGACGAUGGUGACUUGUCUGUGGGAGGCCAUGAUGAGUAUCUUCAGCGUCGCAAGCUUGCUCAUAGACCCAUCAACGAGCGGGUUGUCAUCGUUGGCCAGGGCUGGGAUGAGAAGGUGGUUCCCGCGUCUAGACAAGGCUGGGAGGCUGUCCUUGUUGGGCUUAUCAACGAGCUGGGCUCUUUUGAGGCGAUCCCUAAUGUCGACAGAAUUUUGAACCACCUGGUCCCCAACGGAACAACCUUGAAGGAAGACGUCGAGCAAUUGUACCCAUCAUUGCCUUAUGAAGAUAAAGUCAGCAUCUUGGUGUUCUUGGUCGAGACCGCUGCAGGCACCAGUGCCGUCAGACACUACAUGGAAGAGUGCCGCCAAAACCUCAAAGAACUUCGAUUGCAAAAGUUUGAUAUCAACAAGGACAGAAGGCAACUGCAAUCGGAGUGGGCCGAGUUUGAGCGCAUGGAGGCAAUCGAUAACAAGAAUGCAGUUUUAGAGAAGGCGGCAGAGGAGCAACGUAGCGCUGCAUCGACACCCGAGCCAUCACAAGAUGAUGACAGCGACAGCCAUGCGACGAACGGGGACCUUUCACGAACAGAAUCCCGGCAGGAAAAGCUGAAGCGCCAGCAGAUGGAACGUGAACAGCAGGAGAACCGACGCAACCAAGACCUUCUCCGUCAACGCGUUUUGAUGAAGGCCAAGUCUGCAGAGCAAAAGUUGCGUUAUGAUGCCCGCAAGAAGCUUACAGAUAGAGAGGCUGCUCUGAACCGGAAAGAUGAGCAGAUCGAUCGGGAUUCGCGCCGGUACGGGAUUGCACGGGUCCGGCCAUUGGGCAAGGAUCGGUUCUAUAACCGGUACUGGUACUUUGACGGGAUCACGAUGGAUCAUGGCACGGAUCGACUCUAUGUCCAGUCGCCGUCGUUUUUGGAUCUGGAGGUGAUGCGGACGAGUGGCGACAAGAACAAGAUUUUGGAGCGACAGAAGGUAGAAGACCCCGUUGGCGGAUUAGACGAGCUGAUGCGGUUGCACGACCAGGAGAUUGCGAAUGGUCUUGUGUUAGAAAAGGCUGCGAGAGAGAGGAAGUUGAUGCAGGAGAAGGAGCGUGCUCUUGACACGGAUGACGAAGAUGAUAAGGAUCCUAAGGUCCGCGGUGGUGUUACCAAUGGUCACAGCCCCCACGAAGAUCAGGUCGACGAGUCUUUGCUUGUCCAGCACAUCCCAACUCACUGGUCUUUCUAUGAUGAGCCCGAACAGAUCGAUAACUUGCUGAGAUGGCUUAAUAGCAAGGGUAUCCGUGAGAGGGCGCUGCAGACGGCGAUCAACAACAACUACGACUUGAUUGUUGGAGGCAUGCAACGUCGGCAUCACGAUCUGGUCAGUCUUCUUCAGAAGGAGCAGAACCGUCGCAGUACGCGUACCAAGACUGUCAUGGCAUCUGAAGGCUACCUCGGCUACCUCAACCGCUUUAACAAGUGA